This is a messenger RNA of Paraglomus occultum, 900 nucleotides long. The record is from the annotation of a GenBank genome assembly. Lineage: Eukaryota; Fungi; Glomeromycota; Glomeromycetes; Paraglomerales; Paraglomeraceae.
AUGGGUCAUCGCUUAUCCAAACAGAACGAAGAACAUCAGUUUGCAAGGAAGGGUUCCCUAAAACCGGCAAACGAAAGCAAACAUAUGGAUUGCAUUAAUUGCAACUAUUUUGAGCCUUUAGAUGACGAGGAACUUCACCGACUACAAGCACAACACUUUCUUUUACGACUCAUUCGUGGUAACUUCAAUGCUCCAUUGAAAAAGACAUUAUCAUUAGGAAACACCAAAGUACUUGAUGUUGGCUCUGGCACGUGGAUCCUCGAUAUGGCAACUGAUUACCCACAAUCAUCAUUUACCGGUUUGGACAUGUUAGCACUCUUUCCCACCCAAAUUCGUCCGGUCAAUGUCUCGUUCAUUCAACAAAACGUACUCAAGGGAUUAACUACAUGCGACAACACGUUUGAUUUCAUACACGAACGAUUUCUUUCUGGGAGUUUUUCUACCAGUCAGUGGGAGAAAAUAGUAAUUCCCGAGUUGACACGAGUACUGAAGCAUGAAGGAUGGAUAGAAUUAGUGGAGAGUGAUGCAAUGUUAGAAAAUGUUGGAAGGGCUGGAAAGAGGCUCUGUGAUGGAUUGAUUCAAGUGUUCCAAAAGAGAAACAUGGAUGGAAUGAUAGCGAAACGAUUGCCAUCGAUGCUCGAAUCAACCCAAAUGUAUUCAGAGAUUUCAAAAGUCGAGACUGAAGUUCCGCUUGGUGAAUGGGCAGGUGAUAUUGGGUUACUAGCCCUGAAAGACAUGACAGCAUUCUUUUCGGCCGUUAAACACCAAAUGGUAGAAGAAAUGCAGAUAUCAUUAUCAGAAUUCGAUGGAUUGUUAGCUGAAUUUACUCGAGAGGUUGAGGAGUUUAAAACGGUACGAAGAAUUCAUUGCAUAUGUGCAAAAAAAUCGUUCGUCAAAUGA